Jaculus jaculus (lesser Egyptian jerboa) is the source of this 2958-nucleotide messenger RNA. It is a transcript of the gene Styk1, whose product is annotated as serine/threonine/tyrosine kinase 1. Lineage: Eukaryota; Metazoa; Chordata; Mammalia; Rodentia; Dipodidae. Gene Ontology annotation, biological process: cell surface receptor protein tyrosine kinase signaling pathway; multicellular organism development; protein phosphorylation. Gene Ontology annotation, molecular function: transmembrane receptor protein tyrosine kinase activity; ATP binding. The coding region runs from base 323 to 1600 and encodes 425 amino acids. The transcript is spliced from 10 exons. The record is from RefSeq and is a predicted model, not a curated record. Gene Ontology annotation, cellular component: signaling receptor complex.
GGAAACCUCAGGACCCACAGACUUCCUUUUGUGGGGAACCCGCCCCAACUCCAUCCUCUAGCUUGGCAGCCGCGCCCCACAGAGGCCAGGAGCGCAGCGGGAAGCCUGGGCUGGAGGCUGGCACAUCUGGCUCUGGCCAGCCCCGCCGUCCUCUGAACCCCCUGACCUGGGCCUGCUCCCCCCGAAAGCCCAAGGACACUACGAGAGACAAGGUCGUGAAGUGGGCCUUGCAGAAAGACUCACUUCUUGGAAAUCGCGCAGCUGUGCCUGUGUUCUGUGUGGUCCUCCGUGGCCUAGUGGAGACGUGGGCAGCCCUGUGGCGAUGGGCGAGAGAGGGCACAGGACCCGGGCGCUGUUAGAGUGCCACCUCAGCGACAAGUUGUGCAUUGUCCGGGGACAGCAGUACGAAAUAAUCAUCGUCCCGACUCUCCUGGUUGGCGGCUUCCUCAUCCUUCUUGCAGUCAUCUUGUGGCUUUUUAUCAGGGGACAACGAUCCCAACAGCGACAUCGUGGAUCUCAGGGCAGUGUCCCAGAGCCUCCAUUGAGGAGCCUGGGCUCGGAAGCAGCAGGAGGCAGAGGAAAAGUGCUUGUCCCCCUUAAGGAGACGACAGUGGAGAGCUUCCUGCAGGCCGCUGCGCCCGCCCUGGCUAAGCUGCAGGUGCCCAGGGAGCAGCUGUCCGAAGUUCUGGAGCAGAUUCCAAACGGCAGGUGUGGGGUCAUCUAUCGAGCCAGGAUGAACACCGGGGACCCUCCAAAGCCCAAGAGCGUCAUCCUCAAGGCAUUAGAAGCACCAGCUGGACUCCAGGAGGUUCAGGAUUUCGUGGGGCGAAUCCAGUUCCACCAGUACCUGGGAAAGCACAGGAACCUGGUAGAGCUGGAGGGCUGCUGCACAGAGAGCCUGCCGCUCUACAUGGUGCUGGAGGACGUCGCCCCGGGGGACCUGCUCAGCUUUCUCUGGACUUGCCGCCGGGAUGUGAUGACCAUGGAUAGUGUUCUUUACGAUCUCACAGAGAAGCAAGUAUAUCACAUUGGAAAGCAGGUCCUUUUGGCUCUGGAAUUCCUGCAGGAUAAGCAUCUGUUUCAUGGGGAUGUUGCCGCCAGGAAUGUCCUGAUCCAAAGCGAUCUGACUGCUAAGCUCUGCCGCCUGGGCCUGGCUUACGAAGUCUACGCCCGAGGGGCCAUCUCCUCCACUCACACCGUCCCUUUGAAGUGGCUUGCUCCAGAACGGCUUCUUCUGAGACCUGCCAGCAUCAGGGGAGACAUCUGGUCCUUUGGGAUUCUACUUUAUGAGAUGGUGACUUUAGGGGCACCACCAUAUCCUGAAGUCCCUCCUGCCAGCAUCCUGCAGUAUCUUCAGAGAAAGAAGAUCAUGAAGAGACCCAGUAGCUGCACUCAGACCAUGUAUAACAUCAUGAAGUCCUGUUGGCGCUGGAAGGAGGACAGCAGGCCCUUGCCUGGAGAGCUGCGCCUGCGCUUAGAAGCCGCCGCCAGAUCCGCCAAUGACAAGGCGGUGCUGCAAGUGCCAGAGCUGGUGGUGCCCGAGCUGUACGCGGGUGUGGCUGGCGUCACUGCAGAGAGUCCGUCCUACAGCAUUCUCUGAAGACGGACAGAGCCCUACAGCAUUCUCUGAAGACGGACAGAGCCCUACAGCAUCCUCUGAAGACAGGCAGAGCCCUACAGCAUCCUCUGAAGUCGGACAGAGCCCUACAGCAUUCCCUGAAGACAGACAGAGCCCUACAGCAUUCCCUGAAGACAGACGUCCUCCGCGACAAGAGCCGCACAUGAGUGUUCACGUUCACCUGGAACCAGUUUCCGCAGGAGCAGAAGGAAUGGGCUGUCUAGUGGACCACGCAGCAAGAGCAACGGCAUGGAUCCCUUCAACACACAUUUCCCCAAGAAAUCUGAAAUGCUGCUACAUGAGGCUCUGGGCACCACAUCCCCGAGCUGAGAACUGCUGUCGGUCCCAGUUUGCUCAUCCAGUCCUGAAGGCCUGAGUCAAAACAAUAGCAAAGGACUACGUCAUUCCAAAGGCUUUGCUGGCUCCUCUCACCCCAGGCUAGUUUACUCCUGGAAAACAUUUGCAUCUAGACUGUUAGAGAAACUGCAAUAGCAUGAAUGACCAGAAACCCAGUAUAGGAGUCCAUGAGGAAGAAAAUCCAGGGUUCUUUUUGCUGAGGAAUAUAGGUAGGGACCAAGAUCUCCUUCCCUUUCAGGAAGAUACUGUGCUGCUUUAAUGCUGAUGGGACAUAAAGUUCUUCAUCUCCAGCCACUUCAUAAACGUUGGAGAGGAAUUACAAAGAAAAACCUUGAAGAAAAAAAAAAACCUUGAGUACAGAUACCCCACUCUGAGACACUAAAAGUAGUACUUUUAAUUAGACCUGGAGGAGGCCUCUCAUAAGAACAUUUAAGAGAUACUGUACCUCAGAUUUGUGUCCUAGUGCCGGUGAGGACAGUAAGUCAAAGGAAACAAAGUUAGAUUGUGGAAAAAAAAAUUCUCUCUGCCGUGUGUGUGUGUGUGUGUGUGUGUGUGUGUGUGUGUGUGUAACAGAAAGGAUGGGAACCCAGCAAGAAAGAUUAGUAGCUCAGCUGGUCACUAACAGAUGUUAGAGAAUUUUUAUCUGCUAUGGGAGAAUGGUAGCUUCUAAUUUCUAAUCACCCAUUGAGGUACAGUGAAACAGUUCAUUAAAUUAAUAUUUAUUGAGUGGAAGUAGACUAUCUUUUGGAAUACAGUUGUCCCAAUCUGCAAUAGGAAAAAUAAAAAGAAAAUUAAUGGAAAUUAAUUUUAAUAGGUAAAUGAAAGAUCCUAUGUUGUCUCAAAGGGGUUCUUUAUGUGUAAAGUAGGGAAGGCUACCUGCCUCACUAGGCUACUGUGAAGACCAAAGAGAAUAUUUAUUUAUACCAUAUGUGACACAUGAUAUAUGUUCAAUAAAUGUUAAUUCCCUUUUCUGCCCUUCCUAA